Molecule: messenger RNA, 6142 nt
Organism: Alligator mississippiensis (American alligator)
Lineage: Eukaryota; Metazoa; Chordata; Crocodylia; Alligatoridae
Product: fibronectin type-III domain-containing protein 3a
Exons: 27
Coding region: 228-3803 (1191 amino acids)
Molecular function (GO): protein binding
Source: RefSeq, a predicted model, not a curated record
GCAGUGCGCGCAUUCCAUCAUGGCGGAGCCGUUUGCCUGCGUCUGCAGCGCGGGGCAGCGCCGACAGCGAUACUGAGGCGGACUCGCGCCCGGGCGGCGGUGGCGGGUGGCGCCGGGCGCGCGCGUGUAAUUGCCCAUAUUACACCAUCAGAAUAUUGAAUUGUUCAAGUGUACUUCUUAGGCAGGUGGUUGAUGUAAGAAACUGUCAAUGAGUGCUCAUUUCCGCCAUGAUGGCUGACCAGCCACCUCCAUUAGAAGCCACACCUAUAUUGAAUGAAGUGCCACUUCUACCUCAUAUGGUUAAUGGGGACAGCAUACAACAGGUUAUUCUUGUGCAGGUAAAUCCAGGAGAAACUUUCACAAUUAGAACUGAUGAUGGACAUAUCCAGUGUAUCCAAGGUCCAGCACAUGUUCCUCUGAUGUCACCAAAUGGUUCAAUGCCUCCAAUAUUUGUGCCUCCUGGUUAUGUAUCUCAGGUGGUGGAAGAAAAUGGAGUCCGCAAAGUGGUGGUAUUGCCACACUCAACUGAAUUCCAUCCUUCCAUGCAUCCCCCUCCACCACAUGUGCCACAUUACAUGCAUCCUCACCCUGCUUUGCUUCCCCAUCCACCUCAUCCAGUGUACCCUCCAGUUCCAGGGACAGGAGAAAUACCACCACAGUUCAUUCACCAGCAUCCACCACCACCGCAUGUUUAUCAAGAACAAGAGCCUCGUCCACAUGGAAGGACAAACUUUAUUCCACGAGAUGAAAGAACUCUCAAAAUGCAAGAGCAUCUGAAGAAAAGACUAAAAGAGAGACAAGCUAGUGGGCAUACUACUAAUAAGCUUAACAGCCCUCCUUCACCACAUAAAGUUCAUAAUUCUUCCAACAUAAGUAUGCAGAACGGAAACGGAAAGGGACAGCAAGUGGCUGGAGCCCCACUAAAGCAAAAACAAGUAGGAAAAGCAAGGGGCAGUCCACCAGCAGAUGCAGAGAUGGGAGAAUCUGACACAGAAUCCAAAAAGUUAUGUGAUCUCCAUUUAAGCAUUGGUAAACCCAUAGUUUCUGAAAUAUGGGCAAGAUCGGCUAUUUUGUCUUGGAAUCUCCCAGUUAGCUCGCAGAAUGGAGAGAGCCAGAGUUACAGUGCAGCAACUUUUACAUUUGAAGUCGCAAUAUCCAACAGUGGGAAAAAUGGAAAAUUUAAAUCUGUUUAUGUUGGAGAAGAAACAACAAUUACCCUUCCUGAUCUCAGACCAGCAACAGAUUACCAUGCCAGAGUUUCAGUAACAAGCAGUUCCAUAAAAGAAUCCGUUUCGGAAUUGGUGAGUUUUACUACAGAAAGUUGUGAACCUGACCCUCCUGCUGCGCCUAAACUAAUUAACAGAACAAAAAACAGCUUGAGCUUACAGUGGAAGUCCUCAAAUGACAAUGGUUCCAAAAUAACAAAUUUUCUCUUGGAGUGGGAUGAGGGAAAGAGUGGAGUAUUCAAAGAAUGCUACUAUGGGCAUCUAAAGCAGUACAAACUAACCAAACUAUCUCCUUCUACAAAAUAUUCGUUCAGAUUAGCUGCUAAGAAUGACAUCGGAAUGAGUGGGUUUAGUGAAACAGUGGUGUAUUAUACAGCAGGAAUUGUCCCUCCUCCACCACAGCCACCUCAACUAAUUGAAGCAGGAAUAACUUGGUUAUCAUUAAAAUGGAGCACACCUAAUGGUGCAUCUUUGGAGGACUCUCUGACUUACACUUUAGACAUGGAGGAAGAAGGUUCUGGCUAUGGCUUUCAACCACAAUACAAUGGAGAUGAGCUCUUGUGCACUUUAAAAAAUCUUAGGAGGAGUACUUCCUAUAAAUUUAGGCUCUUUGCCUACAACAGUGAAGGAAAAAGUAGUCCUAGUGAGGUAGUAGAAUACAGCACAAAUCCUGACAAACCUGGCCCUCCAAGUAAACCAAGUGUAAAGGGAAAGAUCCAUUCACAUAAUGUGAAAAUUACAUGGGAUCCACCAAAAGAUAAUGGAGGAUCAGACAUUUCUAAGUAUUUUUUAGAAAUUUCAGAAACAUUAAUUGGAAGUAAAUGGGAAAUCAUAUAUAGUGGUUCCACUAGAGAACAUGUGUGUGAUCAUCUCAAGCCUGGUACCUCAUACAAAUUGAGAGUUUACUGCAUCAGUAAAGGAGGAGAAAGCCAGGCUUCUGAUGUUCUGAUAGUUCAAACGUCAGCUGUUCCUCCUGGACCUUGCCAUGCCCCGUGCCUGGCUAGCAAAGCUAAGCCCAGAGAAAUUGCUCUUCAGUGGGAUCCACCUUCUACAGAUGGAGGCUCAGAAGUAACGGAGUAUGUUGUAGAGAUGGCAAACUCAGAACAAGAUGAACACAAGCAAGUGUAUCAAGGCCCAGCAUUAGAAUGCACAGUGAACAACUUGCUGCCUGGCAGAAUGUACUGCUUCUGGAUAAGAGCAGCGAAUAAAGCUGGGCUUGGCCCUCAUUCUGAAAAAGCAGAGCUUUCUACAGCUGCAGGUCCCCCUGAUCAGUGUUGCACACCCCUAGUAACCUGUAAGGGUGCUACCUGUGUAGUGGUUGCAUGGGAGAGUCCUGCAUGUAAUGGUGCUGAUAUUAGUGAGUACAGACUGGACUGGGGACAAGUGGAAGGAUCAAUGCAUAUCAUUUACACUGGCUCUUGCCUGAGCUAUGAAGUGAGAGGUCUUACACCAGCAACUACAUAUUAUUUCAGAGUACAGGCUGUGAAUAUAGCAGGAGCUGGUUUGUUUGGAGAUACAGCUGCCGUGACAACUCCAGCAUCUGUACCUGCAGCAGUGUCAGUUCUACAUUUUGUUGAAGAUCAGCUAGAAGUUCCUCUUCCUUUAUCAACGUGCCUUGCAAUUCAGUGGGAGGAACCCUGUUGCCAUGGCUCAGAGAUCACUGGAUAUAAUAUAGAAUAUGGGGAAAAGCAGCUUGUAACGGUUGGUAGAAGAAGCAGCCAUAUUCUAGAGAAUCUACAGCCUGACACUUUGUACAGAAUUAGAAUCCAGGCGAUGAACAACUUUGGAGUUGGUCCUUUCAGUCAUACCAUUAAAGCCAAAACAAAGCCACUACCUCCUGACCCUCCUCAUCUUGAAUGUGGGGUCUUCAGCUACCAGAGCCUUAAGCUGAAAUGGGGUGAAGGACCUAGCAGAGCUUUAAUUACCAAUCCUACGCUGUUCAACUUGCAGAUGGAGGAUAGAUUUGGCAGGUUUAUUACUGUUUAUCAUGGACCUUGUCAUACAUACAAGGUGCAGCGACUCAGUGAAUCCACUACAUACUAUUUUAAAAUCCAGGCAUAUAAUGAUGCUGGAGAAGGAGAGUUUUCUGAAGUUUACGCUUUCACUACAACCAAAUCUCCACCAGCAUCUCUUAAAGCACCCAAAGUAAAUCAACUGGGAGAAAAUAUUUGUGAAGUCACAUGGGAGCCUUUACAACCAAUGAGAGGCGAUUCCAUUGUUUACAUUCUUCAGCUUACCAGUGGAAGGGAGAUUGAUCAGGUAUACAAAGGACCAGAGACUUCAUUCCGUUUCACAAAUCUUCAGACAAACUGUGAAUAUCGGGUCCGAGUCUGCGCUGGACGCCAGUACCAAGAUUCUACUGGAUUACAAGAACUGUGCGGACCUUACAGUCCCAGUACGGUAUUCUCAUCUCAAAAGCAAGACUUGGCUACACAGUGUACUGAUUCUACAGCUGAAUUGGCAAAGUCUAAGAAGGCAGCGCAAAGUGAUCAGUACUGGGCUUCUGUUUUUCUUUUCCUGUUUGCAGCAGUUGCUAUUUUUUUUGCUCUUGUUAUUCAGUACUUUGUAAUCAAGUAGGAGGUUUAAAACCUAUUCGAUACUCAGCUUUAUGUAUGCAAGUUAUUUUGGGUAUUUGUGGUUGGUUAAUUCUAAUUAGAAUCCUAGCUGGAAAUGAUUGUAUAAGAGAUGCAUACAUUUCCAUCAGUUACUGUUAACUCAGUGAGGCUGGGUUGGCAGAAACUUUCCAAAUGCUGAAUGCAAAUCUGUCACUGAAAGGGGUAAUCCUUUGUCCUCUGUAAUCAGGGUUAGCUGUUGAUAGAACAGCCAAAAACUGCCUUAACACACACGUGCACAUGCAGACACCUGUGUGUGUACACUCCCUGUUGCAAUUCAAACCCUACAUCGUUUAGUCACUUAAAGAGAAGGCUUUAUAGAAAACAAAAAGUCCUUUUCAGAGUUCAGCUAGACAAGUGGUAGUGGGUCAGCAACUUUUAAUCAAGUAUUGUUAUAGUUUGGUAUACAUGAAAUAAAGCAGCACAAAUGCUUGAGCUUAGAACAGUACUGUAUUGCAGAACAUUACUAGAGCAUACCACAUUUAGUAUACUGUAGAAAGAAAACAAAAUAUUGGCUUGAUUUAGUGAUAUUACUACUUUGCAAUUAUUUUAAUGUUUGGGGUCCCAUGGUUGAUAUUGUUUCAAGUGUUAAGGUAGAGGGUACCAGCAUUUUUUAGAAUUUUAAUUAAAAUGCUAGACAAAAAUAUUAGUGCUGCAACAUACAUACAGUGGUGAUGCAUUUGUAUGUGACAUCGGAGAUAGACCCCAUUUUUGUACUGUACGUUUUUGAAUUCAAUGCUUUCUGCUGUUGGCAAGCAGCUGUUGGCCCAAUCCACAUUUCACUCUCAGUGCCUGAGAGAAGAGUAAUUUCCUGUGCUUCUGAUGAAAUCUUUGCAACAUUUUCAGAAAAAGCACAGAUAUUGUCUUUAAGGAGAAAGUGCAUUUAUGAUAAAUGUUUCACUAUUUGGCUCAAACUGAGCAAAUAUUUUUGUACAAUUAUUAACCUAAAAGUAAAAUGUUCAAACUGUUUUUGGAUGCCCUUCUAAUGUAAUAUGGAGGAUCAAAAAUGGACAUAACUCUUUUUUUAAGUAACAUUCAUACAGUGUUUUAAAUGACUUGCUAUCACAAAGGUGGCAGUUUCACAUUCCAUUUUUUUGUAUUUGAGAAUUUUCAGUUUGCUAUGAACUUGUCCAAGAUGCUUGGAGGAACUUUUUAAAAUUUUGUGGAGGCUAUGCACUACAUGUGACUGUUCCUUGUCAAAACUUUGUUGCAGACAUCUACAAGUAAGUGAGAGAGCUAUUUCCUUUCAUCAGCUAUUUUGCAAGCUGGAAGCCACAAAUUUAGAACAUUUGUUCAGUAUGGGUCUUUCUAAUUGCUUCGGAGUUAAGAGAACAUGCCAUAUACAGAUUCACAUACUCUGCAAGGACUACAGCUACACUUUAAAUACAUCAGAUCACUGCACUUGCCUGUGGGAUGUUAGAUGUGUAAUAGUACCAUUGGCUACAGGCUAAUUUCAGAGACUAAAACAUUUGAAGGGUGUUUUCUCCAGUGGUGGUUAAUAAUGUUAAGUUACGGUUGGAGGCAUUGUGUUGCAUUUCAAAUGUGGAAAACCUAAAUUAUGAUAUAUCGCUUAAUAUUCUUAAAAGUAGAUUCAUGGUGCAAUCGAAAAGUAACCUUUCAAAAAUAUACUCUUCAUUUUGUACUCUAUUUAUUUUGAUUUUAAAAAGUCCUGGAAAAUGUAUUGAAUGUAUUGUUCUACUUGUAGCAGAACUUUAAGUUAAUCAUUUAUUAUAUCAUGGAAGUCUCUCUUCAGUGUUGAAAAGAGUUUUAUACAGAUACUAGUGUCUUUAGUUUGCAGAAGAGUUUACAGCCUGUCUUUAUUUUCUUUCAUAUUUUACUUUUAGAAAAACAAUAGACUGCCUUCAGCAAAUCUCUAUUGCCAAAGGUUCUUUGUUCUAUUUUAAAUAAAAAGAAAAAAGCAUUAUGUGAUUAAUUUGGCAAUAGCAUUUCUGAUAUAUUGUUUAAAAAUGAUAAAUUAGACGUUCAGAAUAAAUACUAACUAAAAUCAUGACUUCUUCAAAUUUGAAAUAAAAUGCUUCUGUACUUUGCCACAAAACAUUCAUGUUUCCAGGAAAUAUACUGGAAAGCAUAGUGUAAUGUAGAUUUUAUAUUUACUAUUAUACAUUCCAGAUUGAUGUACCCUAGAGGCAUUAAUGUAUUAGGUAUAUUUUCCUUUUUCUUGUAAUGUAAUUUUGAGGCAUCUCAAACUUAUGUUAAAGCUGCCAUGCAUUGUAUUACUAAAUUGUAACUAUCAAAUAGAUAAUAUAUUUAAUACAGCCAAUAAAAAAAAAAAAAUCAAACAUA